ACCUCCUUUAUUCGCUUUCCCAGAUGAUGACGUGUCCAGAAGGUACCGGAAGCAGCGUUGUUGCUCCAAAAAAUGGCAUACCAGACGAUCCGACAGGAAUAUUUACAGAUUCCAGUGGUCACUAGAUCUUAUACCACCGCCUGCGUCCUCACUACAGCCGCCGUGCAGUUAGAACUCAUCACACCUUUCCAGCUUUACUUCAACCCAGAUUUAAUAUUGAGGAAUUAUCAGGUAUGGCGACUAAUAACCAACUUUUUGUUUUUUGGUCCAGUUGGGUUCAACUUCUUAUUCAAUAUGAUAUUUUUGUACCGGUACUGUCGGAUGCUGGAGGAGGGCUCCUUCAGAGGGAGAACCGCUGACUUUGUCUUCAUGUUCCUCUUCGGUGGCUUUCUCAUGACCAUAUUUGGCACAUUUGUGAAUCUUGUGUUCUUAGGCCAGGCUUUCACCAUCAUGCUGGUGUACAUCUGGAGCAGGAGGAACCCAAGCGUGCGCAUGAAUUUCUUCGGCCUUUUGAAUUUCCAGGCGCCUUUCCUCCCCUGGGUGCUCAUGGGAUUCUCUCUGCUGCUCGGAAACUCCAUCAUCGUGGACCUUUUAGGCAUCGCAGUGGGACACGUGUACUACUUUCUGGAGGAUGUGUUUCCCAACCAACCCGGUGGGAGCAGAUGGCUGAGGACUCCCUCCGUCCUUAAGAUGCUGUUUGAUGCACCUGAGGAAGACGCCAACUACAACCCUCUCCCUGAGGACCGUCCAGGAGGUUUUGCCUGGGGUGAGGGUCAGCGACUAGGAGGCUAGUCUCAACCCCCAUGUGCCUGCUGUCUAAUGGACAUCUCUGAGUGCAAAAGAAGGAAAAUCUUCUUCUUUUGACUCGUUUCGCUUGUGUAGAAAAGAACAGGAGCUUCACCCACUGAACAAGAGAGAGACUUGUAGUUUGUGUGCCUGGAAAUCAUACGCCUCGAAAUAUCUGCAAGGCCCAUAAUGAUCUUCUGACUGUAGAAAGGUGUAAAAAAAAAAGAACUGACUUUUGAUAUGUUGCUGUUGCUGCCCUGAACAACAGCGAAUACAACCUGAGCAGCUGUAAAAUACAAAUAUCUAUUGAUAGUCACCAUUUAACUUUUUUCUUUCUCUUUUUCUUUUUUUUUUUUUAAAUAAAUGUAUAAAAAAGUUUCAGAGUA
This is a messenger RNA of Carassius gibelio (silver crucian carp), 1172 nucleotides long. RefSeq names its product derlin-2. The transcript is spliced from 7 exons. Gene Ontology annotation, molecular function: misfolded protein binding; ubiquitin-specific protease binding. The coding region runs from base 73 to 792 and encodes 239 amino acids. NCBI's taxonomy places the organism in Eukaryota, Metazoa, Chordata, Actinopteri, Cypriniformes, Cyprinidae. Gene Ontology annotation, biological process: endoplasmic reticulum unfolded protein response. The record is from RefSeq and is a predicted model, not a curated record. Gene Ontology annotation, cellular component: Hrd1p ubiquitin ligase ERAD-L complex; endoplasmic reticulum membrane.